AUGUUUGUAAGACAUUUUGAAGCUGAUGCAGGGGCAGUCCCGAGGAACAGUCACUCAAAAGAGAACAUAGAGAGGCUCAGGGGGUUUGCAGAAAAAUCCAUUGUGCGUCAAGCCGCUGGCCUGUUGAACGACUUCAAUCAGCGCCGCUGCAAAAGGUCCGCCUCAUUCGACGCGCUGGAGAUACAUCCAGGGGGCCUCUGGGGCGUUGAAGUCACCUACCAGCAGGAGAUGAGUGAAGUGGUAGUUGGAGGAGAGUUGCCCAAGUAUUUGUAUGAGGAAUUGGCCAUCUUCAGGUGA
Molecule: messenger RNA, 297 nt
Organism: Opisthorchis viverrini
Lineage: Eukaryota; Metazoa; Platyhelminthes; Trematoda; Opisthorchiida; Opisthorchiidae
Exons: 2
Coding region: 1-297 (98 amino acids)
Source: RefSeq, a predicted model, not a curated record